Linepithema humile (Argentine ant) is the source of this 2686-nucleotide messenger RNA. Its product is annotated as U3 small nucleolar RNA-associated protein 14 homolog A. Gene Ontology annotation, cellular component: small-subunit processome; nucleolus. NCBI's taxonomy places the organism in Eukaryota, Metazoa, Arthropoda, Insecta, Hymenoptera, Formicidae. The record is from RefSeq and is a predicted model, not a curated record. Gene Ontology annotation, biological process: rRNA processing.
ACGCGAUACAGCAGGAUACAGUAUGAAUUUUUAUUACGACGUACAUGCUUAUAAUUUCACGUGGUCACCGUUUAAAUGAGAGUGAAUGCGCUUUAAAGGAAAUUAAGUUAGCACUAUAAUCUUUAAGCUAACAAUCUAUAUUCUAACCUGGAACAUCCGAAGAUAGUAGAAUUCAUGUGAAUGCUAAGAUGAGUGAUACAGAAAUUGAUCAGAAUUUAAACGACGAUGAGGAUGUCUCUAAACAUCACUCAAAGUUUAUCGAGGCUGUGGCAAAGCUCGAUAAAGGACGAAGAAUAAAACAAGCAGAAAGAAGUGAACCGGCUACACAAGUAUCCGAAUAUCACUUGGUGAAAAGUGGGGUAUCAGACAAAGAUGUGGUACGCAUACAAGACCUGGCAAAAUCAUUAGGACGUAAAGGAUAUCAAACUGAGAUUGUUAAAAAGCUUCGGAAGAAUAAAAUUCUUUCUAAGCCACUGGAGAAACCAGUUGCUGAAAGGAUAAAAAGGGCAGUUGGUUAUGAAAAUGUUAAGAAUGAUUUAGCAAAGUGGAAGGGUUUAAUCGCUAAGAACAGGACAGCACCACGGUUGAUCUUUCCAUUAAGACAUCCGACCGAGGUGAAAGAAUCUCCUACUACAGAAUUUUUGAAGAGAUUUAGGACAAUGUCCACUUUGAUGCAAGAGUUACAGAAGGAUCCAUCAUCAGAGAAUCUUCCAGCUGCAGAAGAGGAAAAGGAUAAUAAAUACAAACUGACUAAGCAAGAGAUGAUCUUGAGGAGGAAGGAAAUUGCCAGGUUCAGAGCACAACAGUCGUAUAGAGAGGCAAAGGCACGUCGUGAUCGCAAGAUCAAGAGUAAGAAUUAUCAUCAGCAAAAGCGAAAGUAUAAAAUCAAGCAGCAAUUAAAGGAAUUCGAGGAACUACAGAAAAGCAAUCCGCAAGAGGCUCUGUUGAAAUUAGAACAGAUCGACAAAGUUCGUGCGGAAGAAAGAAUGUCAUUGCGACAUAGAAAUACAGGCCAGUGGGCUAAGAAUAAACAAAUCAGAGCGAAAUAUAAUAAGGAAGCUCGACAGGUACUUUCAGAGCAACUUGCGAUUAAUAGAGACUUGACACAGAAAAUUAAGGCACCAAAUGAUGAAGAUGAGGAUGAAGACGAAGAAGACGAAGAUGAGAUAAUGUCAAGCGACUUAAUUACAAAUGACAAUGAGAAGGACUCAGAGAUAAAGACUGAGUCUGAAGUUGAGGCCUUCAUAAAAAGUUACAGGAAGUAUUGGGAUGAAAAACAUCAGCAGGAACAAGAGAAAAAAGUCGCAAAGGUUGAUUGUGGAUCAAAAAACCCUUCUGUCCAAAGAGAAAACAAUUCAAUUAAUUCUAUAAAUCAAAUUGAAGAAAGUAAGAAGGAAGAUAAAACGAAAGAUAGCAAAUGUCGCAUAAUGUCAAACGAAAUGAUAUCGAAGAAGAUAUUGAAAAAGAAGAAGCAAGCAAAGGGAAAUGAUACGGAAAGCGAAACUUCUUGCGACGUUGCAGUUAUUACAUUUGAAUCGCACGUGGAAGAAUCACAACAUAAUAACGCAGAUGAAAAACAGUGCAAUAAGAAGUCCAAAGUACAAGACAUAGACGAAAUAUUUGAUUCCCUAGAAGAGAAACUGAAGUGUAAAAUCGAUCAGAAGCUGCAGAAAAUACAGAAGAAGCUUAAAACUAAUAGCAAAAUAAAAAAGCGCGAAGAAAAGUGCGAGGAGGAAGACGAAGAUAUACCGGAACUCGAAUUUAGAGAUAGAGAUACGAAGAGGAGACCUAUUCUCGAUCAGCCUUUGGAAGAAACUACUUCCAAGGAAAGUGCACAAGAGAACAAGAAUCUGACAAGUUUAAAGACUGUAACGAGUACAAAGCAGAAACCGAUAGAAGAAACGAAUAGCAAGGAGGCUGUGAAGGAAAUUGAUCCAGAUAAGUAUUUAAAUGUUAAACCCAAAUAUAUAAAAACACAAUUGCCAGAUAUGGUUACGGGCGAGGACGAGAACAGCGAACAGGAGGAUGAAACGCAUAGAAUAAUGAGCGAGGCGUUCGCGGACGAUGAUGUUGUUGAGGAAUUUAUAAAAGAAAAAGAAGAGAGCCAAAAAUUGCAAGAGCCUGAUCAAAAUCAGCCGUUGCCUGGAUGGGGAAGCUGGGUGGGACCCUCGUGGAACGAGAAUAUGGAGAAAAAGAAACAGAAAAAGAGGAAUAGGAGGAAAAAUAGGAUGAUUAUAAUGAAUAUUGCCAAGGAAGCGCCGCGUAAGGAGGAGAAUAAAGGCAAGGUAAUAAUUUUCGAACAGGAGAACGAGAAGCUGAAAAAACACCUUGUCAACGAGCUACCGCAUCCGUUUAAUUCUGUCAAAGACUACGAAGCGAGCAUUAGAGCCCCUAUCAGCAGAACUUUCGUUUCGGAAAAUGCUCAUUCACGAAUGAUUCAGCCAGCAAUAACCACUAGGCUUGGCCAAAUAAUUGAGCCGAUGGAUGAGGACUUAAUAAAGAUGCAACCGAUGCAGAUGCCGAAGAGAAAACCACUAAAGCGACGUUUCAAUAGAAAGAAUGCUGCAAAGAAUAAUAAAAAAAGGCGCAAAUAAUAAAUACCCAAGUAUCAAAGUUAUUUCCAUAAUUAAAUAUUUAUCAUAACACAUUGUAAUAUUUUCUUUAUAAUAAAAUGUUUAAAUAAAAA